Pestalotiopsis fici W106-1 is the source of this 1509-nucleotide messenger RNA. RefSeq lists its product as uncharacterized. The record is from RefSeq and is a predicted model, not a curated record. Gene Ontology annotation, biological process: carbohydrate catabolic process; fungal-type cell wall biogenesis. The coding region runs from base 1 to 1509 and encodes 502 amino acids. Gene Ontology annotation, molecular function: mannan endo-1,6-alpha-mannosidase activity. The transcript has 6 exons. Lineage: Eukaryota; Fungi; Ascomycota; Sordariomycetes; Amphisphaeriales; Sporocadaceae.
AUGCAGCUGCGCAAUGCCAUCUACUUCAGCGCUGCCGUACUAGCUGCCCUUCAGGUCGACCUCGACUCUCCUAAAUCUAUCAAAAAUGCAGCCAAACAGGUGGCCGCCGACUUGAUGGGAUUCUAUCACGGCAACGAACCUGGACAAACGCCUGGAAUCCUUCCCGGUCCACCCCCAGAUGGCGAUUACUACUGGUGGUUAGGCGGUGCUCUCUGGGGCACAAUGCUCGAUUAUUGGCAUUACACUGGCGAUGAUACGUACAAUGCUCUAGUCAACCAGUCUAUUCUUCAUCAAAGCGGACCCAAUCGAGACUUUCUUGAACCCAAUUGGACAGCUUCGACUGGAAAUGACGACCAGUCCUUCUGGGGAAUGUCAGCGAUGCUGGCGGCAGAGAUCAACUUCCCGGAUCCUCCUCAGGAUCAACCUCAAUGGCUAGCCUUAGCACAGGCGGUCUGGAACGAGCAGGCAACUGAUGAUCGUCGGAACAGCAGUCUAUGCGGCAUGGGUUUGCGUUGGCAAAUGUACCCCCAGAAUAAGGGUUACGACUACAAGAAUGCUAUUGCAAACGCCGCUUUCCUCAACAUUGGAGCACGGCUAGCAAGAUAUACGAACAACCAGACUUAUGUCAAGUGGUGCGAAGAUACCUGGGAUUGGCUUACGGAGUACGCCAUCAUUGACGACCAGUAUAAUGUGUAUGAUGGCAUCCACUGGACAUUCGGCCCGGCACCUCAGAAUCAACUGGAUUGCUCCUCGAGAAAUAAUGCACAGUUCUCAUACAGUGCUGCAGCCUUGAUCCAAGGCGUUGCAAAUCUCUACAACUUCACUAAUGGAGAUCCCCGGUGGGGAGACCGCCUCGAGGGCCUGGUCAACCAGACUUUUUCGUACUUUGCUCCCGACGGAUAUCUAGUCGAGACGAGUUGUGAAGCUUUUAACAAGUGUACUACCGAUAUGACCAGCUUCAAAGGGUACGUCCACCGAUGGCUCGCGUCGGCAGCGCAGCUAGCCCCUUUUACAUUCCCGCAGAUAUAUCCAGUCUUGAAGUCCUCUGCACGCGCCGCGGCCGACCACUGCACAGAAGGCGACAAUGGCAGAAUGUGUACAUUCGGAUGGGCACCUGAUUCUGUCGACAAGGCUACCGGCGCCUGCCAGCAGAUGAACGUUCUCGGGGCUCUGUCCUCCUUGCUUGUGGAAGGUGUCAAGGCCCCAGUGACAAACACCACUGGAGGAACCAGUCAAGGUGACGCCAAUGCUGGCUCUACACGGUUGCCUCUCCAUCCGCAACUGCAUGACAUACACACUCUCGACAUAAUAGGGGCUGCCUUUGUGACAGCAGUUCUAUCAUUGGCCGCUGCUGGUACGUUUAUUUGGAUGAGCUGGGAGGCAGAUCCUUUGAACAAGAGAGGCUCAUACGGGCUGCAAGAGUCGUACGAGCUUGAUAAGAUAGUCCCUAAACGCAAUAAGCUGCUACGACGACCUUUUGGUCAGAGACUGACAUCAGAAGGAAAGUGA